This is a messenger RNA of Phaeoacremonium minimum UCRPA7, 1698 nucleotides long. Its product is annotated as putative serine threonine protein kinase protein. The record is from RefSeq and is a predicted model, not a curated record. The coding region runs from base 1 to 1698 and encodes 565 amino acids. Gene Ontology annotation, biological process: protein phosphorylation. Lineage: Eukaryota; Fungi; Ascomycota; Sordariomycetes; Togniniales; Togniniaceae. The transcript has a single exon. Gene Ontology annotation, molecular function: protein kinase activity; ATP binding.
AUGGCACAAUUAGCGCUACUGCAGGAUCCAGAUUUUGAGCAGCUACAUAAGCAAAUCACUCAAGCACAUGGGGCCAUGCGAAGAGGAGUUGAUGAAGAGUACGAUCAAGCGGUAUGGGAUGACUAUGGCAUACCUCUCGCAGAGACCCUGAAUUUCGAAUGGUCCAUCCCUGAAUAUCGACCAGAAAUCGAUGCUCAACAAAACUUCCGGCGCAAUAAGUUUGUGGUUGCCAAAGAAGUGGGCUACGUGACGCCGAUUUCAAACCCAGCCAUGCUUCAAAGUAUCAGCACGAAGCUCAAUAAUGCCGCUCAUUUGGCAUAUAAGUGUGGGUUUCGCUAUGUCAAAAACCUCGCCCGUGGCGGUUACGGAAUGGCAGUCCUUCUCGAGUUCAAACAUCAAAAUGGCGAAUGGGGCCCGUACGUGCUCAAGAUUGGACUUCAGGGGGAGCAACGUGACCAUGCGGUCAUGAAAGAACUGGCACGCGCAAAACAUAUUGUGCAACGAGUAUCUGCUCGCGAGCUUAACGAACAAAACGGUCGAAAUAUUCAACCAGGAGCUCGGCCGGCCGACGACCCGCAACAGCCCCUCGAUGCGGCCGAGCCUUGCGAAGAGCCAUACGAGCAGGAUUUGUACGAUUUCGACACCGACGAGAGCUUGAUCUUGAUGGAAUACUGUCGACACGGUGAUCUUGGCCGAGCAAUCGUAAGAAGCAACUUGGAUGCCGAGAAGGCCGGAAAUACGGGCAGUCGAACGUCGGAGCCUAUACUCUGGCGCCUCUUUAAAUGCCUGAACAAGAGCGUUAUUGGUCUCGCAUAUCCCCCGAUACAUCAGCCCAGGCCAGGCGACCUCAGAGCUUAUGGAGUUCCGAUCACCGAGACAAUACCUCCAGCGGGUGAACGAACGUUCAUGAACUUCGUUCACUUCGAUAUCGACCCUUCGAACGUGUUCGUCGGAGAGCUCGAUCAAAGUGUACACAGUGAAGUCCCACUAUUCAAGCUGGCAGAUUUCGGCACCACCAUGCAAGUUGAUGAGGAAUUUGAGAACGAUGCCGAGCAACUUUGGAAGGCGCGUCUGCUCGGGAAGCUAGGGCACAUGGCCCCCGAGCAAUGGUCACCUCAUUGGGACCUUGUGACUCUAAACCCUCGGGAUGACGAUAUUCAAGUAGCAGGGUGUUAUGGAUGCCUUACUAAUGUUUAUCAGAUCGCCACCGUCAUGUUCAGCGCCAUCGUCGGUAAGGGCGUUCCUCAGCCGCCCAUCGCCAAGCUAUUCCAAGUACCUGUUGCCGGCCCCAAUGGCGACGAGACGGAAAGCCGGUAUACCCUUGGCUGGGAGCUUUUAGAGCUGGAAAAUUACGACAGUCUCAGCUUGGAACUCAGGGAACUCAUAGUUGACUGCUUGAGUCUCGAUCCUCGUCAUCGACCAGGACCAGAUCAGCUGUCGGAAGUUAUCGAUCAGGGCAUACGAGACCACCCGAUGACAGACAAAGACCGUGAGACUGUCAAGACGACAUACCUCGACGGCAAAGAUUGGAAAAGCAAACCAAUGCCAUGGACUCCCAAAGAAAACAUCGACCCUAAUAAGAUGGAUGAAGAGGAGAUCAUCGAGGAAGAAGAAAAGGACCCCAAAGGCAAACGCAAGGCCGAAACCGAGAAAGAGCUCCCAGCUUCAAAGAAGCCUAAGCAUACCCCGGAUCCGUAA